This is a messenger RNA of Anthostomella pinea, 1266 nucleotides long. Lineage: Eukaryota; Fungi; Ascomycota; Sordariomycetes; Xylariales; Xylariaceae. The record is from the annotation of a GenBank genome assembly.
AUGUCGUCUCAUGUCCUCUCAAAACGCGCGAGCCAGACAAUUCGCGAUCUAGACACGCCGUGGAGGUUUGCGCCGGCCGCAACCUACGACCCGGACACCAACCCAGACGGACUCAUAUCGUUCGGACUGGCAGAAAACAAGUUGGUCGACCGAGAGCUCCAAGAGUUCGCACGACAUGUCACCAUCCCGGCCCAGGCAUUCAGCUACGCGUACAGCUCGGGCGGGGGUCCCGAACUACCCGCGGCCAUGGCCCGGCAUCUGAACGAAUACUUCUCCCCUUUCAAGCCGCUAGACGGCUCCGAGAUCAGCAUCUCAGGCACGGCCACUGCCAUGCACGAGAUAAUUGGAUGGGCGGUCGGUGAGCCGGGGGACUGUAUACUCACCUCCCGCCCGGUCUAUGGACGAUUCGAGCUCGACUUUGGGAACAAAGCCGAGCUGAAUGUGGGUUACGCCGAUACGGAUCCCGACUCGAGUUUCGACAGCAGUGUCGUGCAGAAGUUUGAAGAGGCACUGGCGGGCGCGUCGAAGGCGGGCCGUGUCAUUCGGGCGUUACUCAUAGUGAACCCGAACAACCCCCUCGGUCGCUGCUAUCCCCGUGAUACUCUGGUCGCGUUGAUGAAGUUCUGCCAGAAGCAUAGCAUCCACUUCAUCAGCGACGAGGUGUACGGGUGCUCUGUAUACAACUCGUCGCACCCGACGUUGCCCCCUUUCACGUCCGCUCUCUCCAUCGAUCCUGCGGGGAUAAUAGACACUGAUCUGUUACACGUCACGUACGGUCUCAGCAAAGACUUCGGCGCCGCCGGGCUGCGCGUUGGCGCCCUCGUGACUCGCAGCCAGGCGAUGCACCGCGCGGUCAAGAGCGUCACGCGCUUCCACAACGUGUCGGGGCCCUCGGUCGCGAUCGCCGCGGCCAUGCUGAACGACCGCGCGUGGUGCCGUGGCUUCAUCGACAAGGCAAGGACCAGGAUGGCCGCGGCAUACAAGCACGUCACCGAAGCAUUGGAUGCUAUGGAAAUUAAGUACGUGUCCGCUAACGCUGGUUUCUUCGUCUACGUCGACCUGUCUCCGUACCUCAAGAAAGGGUCCAGUCCGGGUCAGGAAGACCCGGAUUUUGCUAUUGCCCGGAAACUGAUGGAUGCGGGUGUGUUCCUGCAUCCUCUCGAGGAACACGGUCCCUCGGGUUGGUUCCGGGUGGUCUUCACCCAAGACCCGCGCACGGUGACGGAAGGAUUGAGAAGGUUGAAGGCGGUAGUGAGACCUUGUUGA